AUGGCGCGAACUCGAAAGCUGCCGGAGCGGCGCAACCCUCUGCUCCUCGAAAAUAUUCCGCCACACAGCGAGCUUGUUGCCCGUCGCAGGCUCGGGCAGACGAUUCUGACCUCGCGCAUGGUUCAGGCAUCUGUCCCUGGCGCCGAGGUUCCCGAGUCGUCUCUCGGCGCGUUUGAUUACGCGCACCUGAGGGCUCCGCUGCCAAAGGGGAUCGUGUCGGGCAUCUUCAAAUCGUCACCCCCGAGCUAUUUCCUGAUGCGCCGUAGCGCGGAUGGCUAUGUUUCUGCGACCGGCAUGUUCAAGGCAACUUUCCCAUACGCAGAGCAUGAGGAAGAGGAGGCCGAGCGGAGAUACAUCAAGUCUCUCCCUACGACAAGCCCAGAGGAAACGGCCGGAAACCUCUGGAUUCCCCCGGAGCAGGCGCUGCAGCUGGCCGAAGAGUAUCAGAUCACUCCCUGGAUUCGCGCCCUUCUCGACCCUGCCGACAUCCAGCCUACCCCGAGCACCGAUGGUGGUCCGCCUAAGAAGAUCCAGGCUCCUCCAAAGUUUUUUUUCAAUGACUCGUCACUUGCCCCGCCGACUCCUAGCACCACCACUCGUCGCACUCGUCGCUCGGCAAGUCCGGCUAAGUCAGUUACCAGCAAGCGCGCAAUUGCUACCCCCAGGAGACGCAAGGUCGCGUCGUCCCAGUCGUCAGUCCUUACAGAAGCUACCAUUGCUAGCACGGCAGAGUCGUCGUCACCUACGCUCGUCAAUGGCGAGCUGUCCCAGGCGUCAUUUGAGUUCAAAAGCUCCAAGACUGAGGAGCCGAGCGAAAGCCAAGCGCCCGUCGAGUCAGUUGAAAAGGAGGCCCAAUCCAAAGAAGAGGAGCCGAAGAUCAAGGUUCACGUUGACAAAGACGUCAAGGUUGAUGUCGACGGCGAGGAAGUGAAGCGUACCACAGUCGAGGUGGAGGUUCCCAUCUUUGGCAAAAUUCCGUCUCCUGAGGAUGCGGCCAAAAUGGUUGCCGAGGCCAAAGCAAUGGUUGAGGCUGCUGUGAAGGCCGACAGCGAGGCUGUCGCCGCUGCCGACGGCCCCGCAAGCACCAAGAGUAAGAGCAAGCGUAAGGCUGAGGAUAUUAGCCAAGGUAAUGAGGAUAAAGAGACAGAGGAAGACGCUGUUGAACCUCCUCAGGCGAAGAAAGUCAAGACAGAAGAGGAGAUUCGGAAAGAGAAGAUCAAAAAGCGGGCCUUCUUGGGUCUCACUGCGACCGUGGCUGUUGGCGCGCUUGGCGCUCUGAUUCCCGUCCUUACACCAUAUGUUAUGAAUGCUCUAUAG
This is a messenger RNA of Thermochaetoides thermophila DSM 1495, 1317 nucleotides long. RefSeq names its product putative transcription factor. Gene Ontology annotation, biological process: meiotic attachment of telomere to nuclear envelope; mitotic telomere tethering at nuclear periphery. Gene Ontology annotation, molecular function: DNA binding. The record is from RefSeq and is a predicted model, not a curated record. The transcript has 3 exons. Bases 1 to 1317 code for a protein of 438 amino acids. Lineage: Eukaryota; Fungi; Ascomycota; Sordariomycetes; Sordariales; Chaetomiaceae. Gene Ontology annotation, cellular component: nuclear membrane complex Bqt3-Bqt4.